Molecule: messenger RNA, 1125 nt
Organism: Cotesia congregata
Lineage: Eukaryota; Metazoa; Arthropoda; Insecta; Hymenoptera; Braconidae
Source: the annotation of a GenBank genome assembly
AUGACUGUCCCAGCUGUUUUUAUGGAUCUUCCACCCGAGGAUCAGGCCCAAGAAUUGAGGGUUUAUUUCAAGAGUCUUGGAGCUGAGAUAAGCGAGGAAAAAUCACCACGUGGAAUAGAGGAUGAUCUCCAUAAGAUUAUUGGAGUCUGUGACAUUUGUUUCAAGGAGUCUAAUGAAGUUGAUAUUGAGAAUACGCUUAAUGAUAUUGUAUCCAUAUUAAUUCACAUCCCAGUUGAACGUGCUGAAAAUUUAAUCUUAGUUUUCUGUGACAAGUUAAAGAAAGCUCCCGGUCAAAAACUUGGUUUAGUUUGUCUGAAAGCAUUAUGGCUGCUCUUCCAAUCCCUGGAGAAAAAAUCACCAAUGCGGUACCACGUGUACUACCACUUGGUCCAGGUAGCCCGGAACGUCAAUCAGAUGCACGCGGUCUACAGCGGAGUCGAGCAACUUAAAGACCAGUUCAAGGCGUUCCCGCCAAACAACGAGCAGAUGCAGAAACUUCUGCGUCUCCUCCACGAAAUUCUCCUCAGCUGUAAGCAAGGCGACCAGGCUGCUGCGGUGAUGGUCGAGUUACUGGGAACUUACACAGCUGAGAACGCCAGCGAGGCUCGAGAAGACGCCCAGCAUUGUAUCCAAGCGGCUCUUGCCGAUCCUAACACUUUUUUAUUGGACCCUCUGCUUGCUCUCAAGCCAGUCCGCUUCUUGGAGGGAGAGCUUAUCCAUGAUCUGCUUUAUAUUUUUGUCAGAGAGAAGUUGCCGGCUUACCAGAAUUUUUAUAAGGAUCACAAAGACUUUGUUGAACAUACCGUUGGAUUGAACCACGAGCAAAAUAUGAAAAAAAUGCGUCUAUUAACAUUCAUGCAGCUGGCUGAAACAAACCCGGAGAUGUCUUUUGAAACAAUUCAAAGCGAGUUGCAAAUAGAAGAAGCCGAUGUUGAAAGUUUUAUUAUUGAUGUUUUGAAGACAAAAUUAGUACGCGCACGUAUGGACCAAGCAAACCGCAAAGUACUAAUUUCAAGCACGAUGCACCGGACCUUCGGUCGUCCUCAAUGGAUGCAAUUGCGUGAUUUGUUAUCCGCCUGGAAGACCAAUUUGACCAGCGUACAAGAAGGAAUGAAUAGUAAUUAA